This is a messenger RNA of Physella acuta, 1924 nucleotides long. RefSeq names its product endoglucanase E-4. Gene Ontology annotation, molecular function: polysaccharide binding; hydrolase activity, hydrolyzing O-glycosyl compounds. Gene Ontology annotation, biological process: carbohydrate metabolic process. The record is from RefSeq and is a predicted model, not a curated record. Lineage: Eukaryota; Metazoa; Mollusca; Gastropoda; Physidae.
GUGUAAAUACCACCAUCUGGCAUUAGAAACAGAUCCAGAUAUGUAAAAACUAUUUUUUUACCAACACAAUUCUAACUGAGUACCAAGAUGAUCCCAGUUUUAGUUUUGGCGGUAUCGCUUGUGGUCCAGACGACCUGGGGCGCCACCACGGUCCCCAUCACCAACCACUGGAAUGGAGGUUUCCAGGGCGAGGCUUGUAUCCCUAUCACGAAGGAGCUCAACGGCUGGAAGGCGCAUCUGUCCUUCAGCCAGAAUGUGGACAGCAUUGAGGUGUGGGCGGCCACGGCCACCAAGGUCAACCCGAGGGAGUACCUCCUGGUGAAUAAGGACUACAACUCCGUCGAACACGUCGGAGAUAAACUCUGCUUCACCUUCAUAGGACACACUUCCGGGGAUAUCGUGCCCGUGACGACCAUCUACAUCGAAGGUAUGGGCGGGCCCGGGGGUGCGACCGCUGCUCCGACCCACGCGCCGGCUGCUACGACCCACGCGACCGCCGUCACGUCACCGCCACAUACAGGAGGGGGCACUGCCACCAAGGACUACGGCGCUGCUCUGGGCAAGUCCAUUUUGUUCUACGACGCUCAAAGGUCAGGUAAACUUCCGGCUAACAACCCAAUCAGAUGGAGGGGAGACUCUGCCCUCCACGACUGUGUGGUGGGGGGCUGGUACGACGCUGGGGACCACGUCAAGUUUGGCCUCCCCAUGGCGUCGACGUCUACGCUCCUGCUGUGGUCACUGGUCAGGUUCAAGGACGGUUACACCAAGGCCGGUCAGUUGAACCAGGCCUACGACAUGAUCAAGUGGCCACUGGACUAUUUCCUCAAGGCUUGGAACCCAUCGACCAAGCAGCUGGUCGUACAGGUGGGGGACGGUAACGCUGACCACUCCUUCUGGGGACGUCCCGAAGACAUGACCAUGGCGAGACCUUGUCAAAGCGUCAGCGCUUCCCACAAGGGAAGUGACGUAGCAGCCGAGACAGCCGCGGCUCUGGCAGCUGGAUCUAUUGUGUUUAAAGCCAAAGGUGAUACAGCUUACAGUACCCAGCUCCUUACAGCUGCUGAAAGUCUGUAUGCUUUUGCUAAAGCCAACAGGGGCAUAUUUAGCGGAGCUGCCCAGUUCUACUCGUCCAGUGCGGACAAGGAUGAGAUGUGUGAGGCCAGUGCCUGGCUGUACCGGGCCACCAAGAACAACCAGUACCUGAACGAUGCCAAGACAUUCGUGGAGGAUGCCUGGGCGUGGGCGCUCAGUUGGGACGACAAGAAAGUCGCCUGCCAACUAAUCCUGUUCGAGGAGACACACACUGCCCACUACAAGGACGCCGUGGUUGGUUUCCUGGAAGCUUGGAUGCCCGGAGGUGGAAUCACAUACACUCCAUGUGGGUUGGCGUGGAGAGACAAAUGGGGCGCAAACAGGUAUGCCGGGAACACAGCCUUUGUGGCACUGCUGGCCUCAGAGGCCGGGAUCAACCCCGCCAAAUACCGGAAGUGGGCUGUCGAACAGAUCAACUACCUCCUCGGUGACAACCAUCACGACGGUGGAUGUUACAGUUUCCAGAUUGGAUAUGGAUCAAAGUAUCCACGUCAACCUCACCACAGGGGCGCGUCCUGCCCAGAUCGCCCCGCGCCCUGUGGUCAAGCACAGUUGAGCGCCCCAGGACCAAGCCCUCAGACAUUAACUGGCGCCCUUGUGGGAGGACCUGAAGCGAACGAUAACUACCAAGACGUAAGGACAGAUUACGUGUUGAACGAGGUAGCAACUGAUUAUAACUCUGGUUUCACUGGAGCUCUUGCAGGAAUCGCCCAUCUUCAAGCAACCAAUAACUUACCUGCAACCAAUAACAAAUGCCGUUGUACCGCGUCUGGAAAAUAAAGUAUAAAUACUUGUCAAUUUCGUCUUUGAAAAUUAAACAGUAAACGAUUCA